AAAUAGCGUGGGCGUGCUUGACAGGUACCUUGACAUUGUUAUACUUCAAACCUGUGCUUCAACUUCAAACAAAACAAGUUGAAAUCAAAUCGUUCAAAUCAUUGUUUGCAAACAUUUUGGGCAUCUCGUACCUCGAAGGAUCAUCGAUCGAUUGCUGUCUUUAGCAGAGAGUUAAAAGAGCUGGUAGUUUUUUGAAAGUUUUCCUUAUAAUUGAAUAAUAAUACGUCAUAGUUUUUUUUUUAUUGAAUAAGUAGAUCACAUCCUCACAAAGUUAAAUUCGCCUCCCUACCUAGUCGCGUGAUCAUCUCAAGUUCAAGGUUAAAAUUGGAUCCUAAAUAAAUAAACCACGGGAACAAGAUGGUGUACCUGAAGCCAGCACAGUCCACAGACAACCAGACAAGUUUAUAUGACCGUGUCAAGAAAUUGUUAGUGUCUUUUGAAUGGAGUGAUUGCACCUUCUCCGUGGCAGAUCAAAAAUUCAAAGCACACAAAUUAAUACUAGGUAUCAGUAGUCCUGUAUUUGAAGCUAUGUUCUAUGGUCCACUGUCUACUGAUGAUGAUAUCCAAAUAACAGACAUUCAUCCUGAUAUAUUUCAACUAAUCCUCAACUAUAUUUAUACUGAUAAAGUAGAAAUUACCAGUAUUGAGCAUGCUUUUGAAUUAUUAUAUGCCUCAAGAAAAUAUCUGCUAGAACACCUAGGUGAAAUGUGUAUUGCUUACAUCCAAGAUAAUAUAAGUGUUGACAAUGUGGUUGAGAUUUUAAAUUACCCAGACUAUUUACAAGAUAAACAACUUGUGUCAUAUUCUCUAAAACUAUUCUGCCAACAUGCUAGCUAUAUAUUGCAGGAGAAGAAGGAAACUAUAAGUUAUUCGUGUAUGAAGGCAUUCCUUGAGUGUGACCGUAUGAAUAUAUCUGAAAAAGAACUCAUCAAACAUGUUUUUGAGUGGACUUUAUAUUGCUGUGAACAAGAUGACAUCCUUGAUAUGUUUGAGAAUAGACGUGAAGUGCUUAAGAAAAAUGGUUUAUUUGAAUUAUUAAGAUUUCGGUCACUGAGACCAUCUGAACUUGAGGGAAUUGUAUCUAAUGUGCAUAAUCUAUUACAUCCACAUGAAUAUGAGUCUAUAAAAAAAGUUCUCAAAAGUGGUAACAUGAAUAAAAAUGAUAUCAUUGAUUCAAUUGGCAUGAAUAAUGUUCCAAGGAAUGCAUUAAAUCUAGACUGGCACUUUUGUUUUCGGAGUCCUAUAAGAUCAGUAGCACCAAUAAUUAUUGAUUCAAAUAAUUUCGCAAUUCAUUGUCGGAUAAAAGCUAACAAAUCUGUAUUUAUUAAUUCACUUUGUAUACCAACAAGAAUGGCACCACCAGUUGUUUUUCGCAGUAAUCAUAUUAACAUAUACUUAGAACAGUUUGUUGUUUCUAUAACACGUGAAUCAAAUAGUAAAGAUAACAUACGCCACAACAUUAAUAAAACUGUUGAAUAUGAUUCAUUGCUUGACAUACAAUUCGCAGAACCUUACUUCAUAAAAAAAGAUGAGUGGUACAAAAUCAGUUUUGUUUGGGUUUUUAACAGGCAUAAUCCAAAUUCAUAUGUUGUAGAAUUUAGGGACAGGCAUUAUACUGGACAUAAAGUAACUUUCGAAUUUGAUGAUGUUCCAUUUAAUGCCAAAAAUGGUGGUAGUUUUCUUGGUGGUUUAAAAUAUUGUUUGUAAAGACGUGCCAUGUCUCACUUUGUAUAUUUUAUUAUUAAUUACUUUGUACAGUGAAACCUUGUUAAGUGAGACAUCAAGGGACCUGCAAAUUGGUAUUAAGAGAUAUUCCACUAAAGCAGUGUCUCAGAUAACCAGAUAAAUAAAUAUUUGUCUCAUUUACAGAGGGUUCCAUUAAUAGAGGUGAGAAUAUAGAUUAUUUCGGAUAAAGAGGUGUGAUUCAUAAUGUGCGCAUUAUAAAUUAAUAAGUCUUUGAUUAUAUAUAUGUCUAGAUGGGUCACGAAAAACGUUUUAAAAAUUUGCAGUGAACUGUUCACUGCAAUGCACUUUGCCGUCGUAUUAACAAUCGUGUCAUCUCUAGGCGUCACUACGUGUCAUGCACGCUACAAAAUAAAUACGUAAACAAAAAAAGUGCAAUGUAAAAAUGGUAACAUACUCCAUAAAAUUAUGCUGAAAUUAUAAAGGACGCUUAAAAUAUAGUAAACAUAUCAUUAUCUAUCGAAAUUAUAAUUGUUUUAUUUAUGUUUUUGACCAAACAUAUUGCCGCCAUAUAUGUAUUAUAUCAGUGUUGCCAUUUUUUUGUAAUUUGACCCAAAACAACUGACUGAUUUCACUGAUUUAAAUAUAGGGAAGGUUUCGAUUUUCGACAGUUACUUUGAAACGAUUAAAUCGAUUUUUUGGUGGAAUGAGUGCCAUAUUUAAUUGGUUUUAUAGAAAUAAUGUUAAUAAUUUCUUAAUAUGAAUGUCAUUGUUUUCAUGCGGAAAAUUAAUUACUUCAUGAAAAAAUAUGAAUAUGAACGCAGAGUCCAAUAAAAAAUAUUUUUAAAACAAAUUCAAAGUGAUCUAGUACAUGUACGCUUAUAUUUAUGGGAGAUAUACAAAAUUUGAUGGAAAACUUUCGUUGUUGCUGGUAUCAUUUUGCACCGUGUAAACAAGCCUCAUGCACACAUGCAAGACAUUUAAAAAAAACGCCAUUUUUGUUGUUAUUUUAUCGUCCAGCUCCAUCUAGACCUAUUUAUAAUCAAAGGAAUAUGUAAAUAAACAAAAAAAAACUAUGUUAUCUCAGUUACAGAGGUUUGUAUAUUAAAAUUCACUUGCUGUCUUAGUUAUAGAGGUAACUAUGAUGAUAAAUCAAAAGAACUGUUUUUUCUCACUAAUAGUAGUGUUACUAAUUAAAUAAUAGUACAUAGUAGAAUUACCUCUAUAGGUAAUUCAGUGCCAAUGUGUUGGAACCUCAGUACGAGUUCCAGUUGUGGAGGUUUCUCAUUUAUCCUGGGACCUGGAUAUUAACUUAACCAAGUUUCACUGUAAAUACUGAAAAAUCUUAGUUUUUUCUAAGUAUUUAUUGUGUAUGGUGACAUUGUUUUAAAUGUAAGGUAGGUACAAUGAUGUAUGUGUAACAUAAAUAUUAAAUGUAUUUAAUGGUCCUUGAGCGUAACUAAUAAAACACGAUAUGAAAAGUUA
Spodoptera frugiperda (fall armyworm) is the source of this 3168-nucleotide messenger RNA. RefSeq names its product kelch-like protein 40a. Gene Ontology annotation, biological process: neurogenesis. The coding region runs from base 358 to 1707 and encodes 449 amino acids. The transcript is spliced from 2 exons. The record is from RefSeq and is a predicted model, not a curated record. Gene Ontology annotation, cellular component: P-body; cytosol. Gene Ontology annotation, molecular function: protein binding. NCBI's taxonomy places the organism in Eukaryota, Metazoa, Arthropoda, Insecta, Lepidoptera, Noctuidae.